Molecule: messenger RNA, 213 nt
Organism: Salpingoeca rosetta
Lineage: Eukaryota; Choanoflagellata; Craspedida; Salpingoecidae
Exons: 2
Coding region: 1-213 (70 amino acids)
Source: RefSeq, a predicted model, not a curated record
AUGUUUCCUCUUGGAACGCGGGCACCAGUGGCGGGUGUAACGUCCACAAAGGCACGAUUCUCCUCCUCCUCAACACUUCUUACCCCUCGUCACCCAUCAUCACCCACGACCACGCGCCGCGUGGGCCGCGACCUGGAGCCAUACACAACAGCAGCACCACCACCGGCACAUGGCGACGAGAAGAUGAGGGAGAGGUUGAUGCGCAGCGCUUGA